Momordica charantia (bitter melon) is the source of this 2799-nucleotide messenger RNA. RefSeq names its product FtsJ-like methyltransferase family protein. Lineage: Eukaryota; Viridiplantae; Streptophyta; Magnoliopsida; Cucurbitales; Cucurbitaceae. Gene Ontology annotation, molecular function: rRNA (uridine-2'-O-ribose)-methyltransferase activity; rRNA (guanine) methyltransferase activity. The record is from RefSeq and is a predicted model, not a curated record. Gene Ontology annotation, biological process: maturation of LSU-rRNA from tricistronic rRNA transcript (SSU-rRNA, 5.8S rRNA, LSU-rRNA); maturation of 5.8S rRNA from tricistronic rRNA transcript (SSU-rRNA, 5.8S rRNA, LSU-rRNA); rRNA methylation. Gene Ontology annotation, cellular component: preribosome, large subunit precursor; nucleolus; nucleus.
AAACCCUUAACCUGUGUCGCCACUAUCGAUGGGGUAUUCGGAGGAGUAAUAAAAAGCUGGGCUCUCCUUCUUCCUCUAAAAACCUAAAGGCCACAGCGCCAUCGCCACCAAAAUCCCAAUUCCGCCAUGGGCAAAGUCAAGGGGAAGCAUCGUUUGGAUAAGUACUAUCGCCUCGCCAAAGAGCAUGGCUAUCGCUCUCGUGCCUCCUGGAAACUCGCCCAGCUCGAUUCCAAAUACAACUUCCUCCGCUCCGCCCAUGCCGUCCUCGAUCUCUGCGCCGCCCCCGGUGGUUGGAUGCAAGUCGCCGUCGAGCGGGUUCCUGUCGGUAGCCUCGUCGUCGGCGUCGAUUUGGUUCCCAUUGCGCCGGUUCGCGGUGCGGUCGCCAUCGAGCAGGACAUCACCAAGCCCGAGUGCAAGGCCAGGCUCAAGAAGAUUAUGAACGAGAAAGGCUGCCCAGCUUUCGAUUUGGUCUUGCACGAUGGAUCCCCAAACGUCGGUGGAGCUUGGGCGCAGGAGGCUAUGAGCCAGAAUUCCUUGGUUAUUGAUUCAGUCAAAUUAGCUACUCAAUUACUGGCUCCCAGGGGUACAUUCGUAACCAAGGUUUUCAGGUCUCAAGAUUACAGUUCUGUCCUAUACUGUCUCAAACAGUUAUUUGAAAAGGUUGAGGUGGACAAACCUGCAGCUAGUCGAUCUGCAUCUGCAGAAAUAUAUGUUUUGGGUCUUAGGUAUAAGGCUCCUGCAAAGAUUGAUCCUCGUCUUCUUGAUGUGAAGCACCUAUUUCAAGGAUCUGUAGAACCCCAGCGAAAGGUUGUGGACGUACUUAGAGGAACAAAACAAAAGAGACAUCGUGAUGGAUAUGAAGAUGGAGAUAUGACUCUUCGAAAAGUGUCUUCCGCUUCUAAUUUCAUCUGGUCAGAUUCUCCUCUUGAGAUCCUAGGAUCUGUGACCUCCAUAACUUUUGAUGAUUCUGCUUGUUUGCCAAUUAAGGAUCAUGAUUUAACAACUGAAGAGGUUAAGACACUUUGUGAUGAUUUGCGUGUCUUGGGCAAGCAAGAUUUUAAGCAUCUGCUAAAGUGGCGAUUGCACAUAAGGAAGGCCUUAUCUCCCAGUCAAAAGGCUACAUCUACUUCUGUUAAAGAUGCUGAAAAUGAGGUAAAGCAGGAUGACGAUGAUAAAAUACUAAAUGAAAUGGAGCAGCUGACCUUCAAUAUGGAGCGAAAGAAGAGAAGGGAAAAGAAGCGACUUGCAAAAAGGAUAGCUAAGGACAAAGCUAGGAAAGCAACAGGGAUGCAACGAGAUGUCAUGGACGAUAGUUAUGGUGAUCCCGACUUGUUCUCUCUUAGUUCCAUUAAGGAUAAGAAGGGUUUAAGAGGAAUUGAUUCGACCGAAUAUGAUGAUAAUGUUGAGGUGGGAGAAUAUGAAAAUCAUGUAGCCAAAGUGGAAAAUGAUGGGUCCUCAGCUAGUGACAUUGACUCUGAUGAAGAGCGCAGAAGGUAUGAUGAACGUAUGGAGUCAUUGUUGGAUCAGGCUUAUGAAAGCUUUGUUGCCAGAAAGGAAGGAAGUACAAAGCAGCGGAAACGUGCAAAAAAAGCCUAUUCUGAUGAUGCCGAGGUGCUUGAGGAGGAUGAGAAUGGAGGUGAUGGUAUUCAAUCUGAUUAUGACUCUGACGAAAAUCUGGUAGACGAGGAUAAAAAUCCACUGAUGGUAUCGCUUGAUGAUGGUGAAGCGCCAACUCAAGAGGAGAUCGCAAACAAGUGGUUCAGUCAGGAUAUCUUUGCCGAAGCAGCACAGGAGGGAGAUAUGGAGAUGUUGGAUAGCGAAGAUGAUAUGCAGGUUGAUGAACCAAAGGAAAUAACUUGUGUCUCUAAAGAGGCCAAGUCUAAUAUUUCAAAGAAUGCAAGAGAGAAGUCAAAUAUUUCAAAGAAUGCAAGAGAGACUGAUAAGGCAGACGAUGGAUUUGAGGUAGUCCCUGCCCCGGCUACAGAUUCGAGCGAUGAUUCAUCAUCAUCGGAGGAUGAAGAUCCUGAGACAAAAGCAGAGAUAUUGGCAUGUGCAAAGAAGAUGCUGAGGAAAAAGCAAAGAGAGCAGAUUCUCGAUGAUUCUUAUAACAAAUACAUGUUUGACGAUGCAGGCUUGCCCAACUGGUUUUUGGAUGAAGAGCGAAGACACCGUAUACCAAUAAAGCCUGUUACCAAAGAGGAGAUUGCUGCAAUGAGAGCACAGUUUAAAGAAAUCAAUGCCCGCCCUGCCAAGAAGGUUGCUGAAGCUAAAGCACGGAAGAAGCGAGUUGCAAUGAAGAAACUCGAGAAGGUUCGCAAGAAGGCAAACGCCAUCUCAGACCAGGCUGAUAUAAAUGAUCGAUCAAAGAGGAAGAUGAUCGACCAACUAUACAAAAAAGCAGUACCCCAGAGGCCCAAAAAGGAAUUCGUGGUAGCAAAGAAAGGAGUUCAAGUCAAGGUUGGCAAGGGUAAAGUCCGGGUCGAUCGACGUAUGAAGAAGGAUGCAAGGAAGCACGGAAUGAGCAAGCAGGGUAAAGGUUCAAAAAAGGGAAAGAACUUGAAGGCUCAGAGAGGUAAGGGUGGAUCCGCGAAGGCUUCUUCGGCUAAGAAAGGAAGGAAAUGAAACAAAUAAAGAUGGUGAUACAGAGAGAUGAAGGAUUCUUCCAAUUUGUACUCAUCUCUGGUGUUCAAUUUUGCAGUUGAUUCAUUUGAUAUUUUAUUGUUUAUCAAUCAAAAGCUGUUGUGGAGUCUCUGCCCAAGUUCGGUAUAGUCUCAAGUUUGAAGGUUUUUUUCCCUUUAA